AUGCGCGGGGAAUAUCAGACGGAAAGCGACAUGGAUGAGGCAAACUCCAACCGCCCGAUAUUCUCAUGCGCUAAGCAAAUGGCAGCUGGCAUCCGCCCAGCAUUGCUUCGAGCUCUCUGUCUCUGUACUUCAUACUCUGGGCUCUGGAGUCCGCAGUCUGGAAACCCCCGUCCACUCAUCUUAGAAGAGCUCCCCCAGAUGGAUGGUGGUGUCGCGCAUCGGGACGAGGACGCUGUGUUUUUCUUCGACUUUGCCUUUUGUUCCAAUUGUCUUAUUUGA
Molecule: messenger RNA, 279 nt
Organism: Colletotrichum lupini
Lineage: Eukaryota; Fungi; Ascomycota; Sordariomycetes; Glomerellales; Glomerellaceae
Exons: 2
Coding region: 1-279 (92 amino acids)
Source: RefSeq, a predicted model, not a curated record